GAGGAAGAACAAGAAGAAGAAGAAGAAGGAAAGGGGAAGAGAAGAGGAGAAGAGGAGCAGAGAAGUUUUGGUGUCGGAUCAUUUGGACCUGACUGAUCAGAUCCAGAGAUGUACUACUAUCGCUAUGACAACGCUGAGGUCAGCUGCUGCUACAAGUACCUGAUGUUCAGCUACAACAUCAUCUUCUGGCUGGCAGGAGCCGCCUUCAUUGCCAUUGGAUUCUGGGCCUGGAGUGAGAAGGGGGUCUUGUCGGACCUGACCCAGGUGACCAGGCUGCACGGUUUUGAUCCAGUCUGGCUGGUUCUGGUGGUUGGUGGAGUCACCUUCACUCUUGGCUUUGCUGGCUGUGUUGGAGCUCUGAGGGAGAACAUCUGUCUACUGAAGUUUUUUUCAGGUGUCAUCGGCUUCAUCUUCUUCUUGGAGCUGACUGUAGCUGUUUUGGCCGUGGUUUUCCAGAGUCAGGUCAAAGAUUGGAUCAACGAUUUCUUCCUGCAGAAUAUCAAAGGGUACCGUGACGAUAUCGACCUGCAGAACCUCAUCGACUCUCUGCAGAGUCUGAACCACUGCUGUGGCGCUCAGGAACCCAAUGACUGGGAUCUGAACGAGUACUUCAGCUGUAACGGAACCCACCGGAGCAGAGAGAAGUGUGGCGUGCCCUUCUCCUGCUGCAUCACAGAUCCUGCCGACAUGGUUCUAAACUCGCAGUGUGGCUAUGAUGUAAGGAACAAAGCACAGGAGAUCUGGAACCAACAGAUCUACGUCAGAGGAUGCAUCCCGGCGCUGGAGGACUGGUUACCUAGAAACCUGUACACGGUGGCCAUCGUCUUCAUCGUCAUCUCACUGCUGCAGAUGGUGGGGAUCUAUCUGGCCCGGACGUUGAUCUCAGACAUUGAAAAGGUUAAAUUCCCCUACUGAAGUCAGCUGCCCUUGACCUGCAGGGGGCGGAGCCUAAACAACCUGUUCUGGAGCAGGUGUCGGCUGUCACAUGUGCCUUCAUACUGUUCUGCAGUUUAGUCUUCCUAUAAUUGUCUGACUGAAUGUGAAGUUUUCCUGAUGAGCGUUUUGUCUGAUGUUUCUGCUCUGUGCCUAAAUGCCUUUACGUCUGCUUCACCUCAGAGGCCUUUAGAUCCUACCUGAUCAAGCAUCAUCAUCAUAACUACUCAGUCUGGAUGUCAUUCUUAGAACCCAGACUCGGGGACUAGGUUCUGGUUCCUGCUGGACUGUAGUCCGUUUCUGACCCUAAACCAGACUGAUGGAUGACAGGUCAAAUUAACAGACUGGCCCUUUAAAUAGUUUCUGGUCACAUUUGAAUGAGUGCAGACGUCCUGUUUGACACUGGAAGACAAAUUAGUCUGAAUAAAGUUUAGUUUGAAUAUU
Messenger RNA from Cyprinodon tularosa, 1377 nucleotides. RefSeq names its product tetraspanin 14 (gene tspan14). Gene Ontology annotation, biological process: protein localization to plasma membrane; regulation of vascular endothelial growth factor signaling pathway; protein maturation. The transcript has 9 exons. The record is from RefSeq and is a predicted model, not a curated record. Gene Ontology annotation, cellular component: membrane. The coding region runs from base 109 to 915 and encodes 268 amino acids. Lineage: Eukaryota; Metazoa; Chordata; Actinopteri; Cyprinodontiformes; Cyprinodontidae.